CCGGUUAAUACCAGCACUGAGCGAGUUGCCUACCUGAUGCCCCCGAGAACGCGAGCUCGAACAAAUCACGUGGUCUGUUGAACGCAAAGGAUGUUUCUGGGAUCGCGAAGUCAGUAUUCGACGGGCCGUCCUCCGAGCUGGAGGAAAAAAGACGAAGUGAUUUUAUCGAAUACAUUACUCGACGAGAGAUAAAACACAAAUCUGAUCGGAUCGAUUAGAAAAUUCUUCGUCUGACGACGAAGAAGGAACUGCGUUUAAAAGAGAGAAAAAAUAUACAAGAAGGGACGAAGAGAUUUGCAGGUAAGAAAAAGAGAAUAAAGGAUCGAGAGUGGGAUAUUAAAGGAGAGAAAAAGAGAAAGAAAAAGCAAAUCGGGAAUAAUAAAACUCGUAUGAGUUCGAGAGAGAUCUCUGGAUGCUUGUUGAACUAAAAGAAUCCUAUUUUUUUUUUUGCUUAUGUGUGUAUUUUCAUUUGGAAAAUACAACCUGGUAACGUAGGAAAGGAAGGGGAAAAGAAAAAAAAAGGUUCGAAAGGUUUAUCGAAUGAUUUCCUGGUAACUAUUUAUAUCGCAUCAGUCGAUGACGCAUCUCGAAGUAUCAAAGUUACGACGCGACGGCGUGUGCUACGAGAUUCCUCGUAGAUACGAAGAAGUUCGAGAAUGUGUGUAACGACGAAGAAAACAACGUAGGCGUGUUUUGCUACAACGAGAAGGAUUGAGAAUACCUUGCAUGCUGACGUUCCGUUGUGAAAGAAAGAAAGAAAGAAAAGAAGGUACGAUGUAAAUAAUUACUUUGUGAUAAGCCAUAUCUAUUUCUCGGCAUUACGAGAAUAGUCGAGUUCUAUUUGAUAAGAAAAGAUUUUAAAUUUGGAUAUUCGACGAUAAUCGAAGUAAGAUGCAGUUAGCAGCAACUCAAAGACCUCAUCCACCACCAGUACCACCUAGACCAAGUCGACAGGUGGUAGCUGAAGCACUGAAAAGAUCACCCAGACCACCCUGUCCUACCAGACAGGCACCACCACCUCCAAAUACCAAACCAUGGGGAUUUGAUCAGAAUGAUCAACAGCAGCAGCAGCAACAGCAAGAAGGAUGUCCAGGUGCUGGACGUACUAUAAUCUACGAAUCCAUGAAAGCUGAAAGAAAUGAUAGCCCAGCAAGUACCGGACCGAUUCAGCUUUACGACAAACAUCAGCAACAGCAACAAACUUACGUACCGAGUGAAAGGAACGAAAACAACAACGACGAUCGUCGUGAAAAUCUACGAGAAAGGCAGCACCAUCAGCCUAUCCUCGAGCAAAAUGAUAUUUCUAUGGAGUCGGUAGUCGUACGGGAGAAAAGAGGCGGCGGUAGAGGCGGAGGCGGAGGUGGAGGAAGAGGUGGAAGAGGAGCCCCUAUCGAGGAUCCUCGACCAGAGGGACAACGUCUCGAAAAUCGUGCAGAUUUCAAGGAUUUCAAGGAUCAAUCUAAUUCUCAAAGUCGACGGACAUUUGGAAAAAUAGAUGUUGACUCAUCUGGCAUCAAAGGUAUCAGAACAAUCGAUUUCGAAAUAUUGGAUAAAGAAGACAAUGUGUUGGGAAUAACAAAAAAUCCAAUUAGGUCAAACGUUUCGUUCGAAGACGAACGUCAUUCAAGUCCAGAAACUAAGAUACCGGGUAUAGGAAGUAAUAAUGAUAUAGGAUUCAGAGGAAGAUCAAGAAUCAGGCCUGAGAAAUCCUUGAACAUGGAGAAAACGAUGAGCAAGUUUGAUGGGCGGCCGAUGACCGUACGAAAAUCACCUGCUGCAAACCAAGAAUUUAUUGCUCUAUCUCGAAAAGAUUCUAGUUCCCACGAAUCUUAUAAUAAUAGUAAUAACAAUAAUAAUAAUAAUAAUAAUAAUAAUCAUGCUAAUAACAACAACACUACUACUAAUAAUAAUAAUGAUGAUGAUCGUAAUAAUGAUGAUGAUGAGGGUGAUAAACAAGACGAGAAAGAGUCGAGUAUAACAAAUGAGAAACAUGGAACAGUAGUCCUGGUCGAGGAAUCUGAACAUGGUAAAGCUAUGUACAACGACGAAGAAGAGGACAAUGACAACAACAUUCAUCGACAGGAUUGGCUCGAGGCUGGUGUCCGUUAUUCCUCCACGCAGAUCACUCUGCAAGGAGAUGAAGGUGCCGACGGUCUCUCAUCUUCGUUUGUUGACGUUGAACGCGUUAAUGGAUACGAUGAUCGUCCCGAGGACGAACGCACCGUCGACCUUGACUUCGUCAGCAUACAGGAGAGGAUCGCGAUGUCUUCCCUGCAGGGGCUACCACCGUUGCCAAGAAGUCUCAGUGGAUUCAAUUUGAGCGGAGCUUCCGAGCCACCCCCACCACCUACGAGAUCAUCCAGCAAAUCACAAAGAGGCGGGAAAACGUCCAUUCAAACUUCUACUUCGAGACCUUCUCCACCUGCGAGACAACUCACCACGUUGGAUACUCAAUUAGCGAUACUUAGAAGAGAAAUGUUUGGCCUACGACAAUUGGAUCUUUCUCUGCUUUCGCAACUUUGGUCCCUGAACGAAUCAAUCCAAGAAUUUCGACAACUAUUGCAGGAACAAGAAGACAGAGCUCCAUCACCAUCGCCAAGUAGCGAAGAAGGUGAUGAUACUUCUUAUGGGAUACAUCCACCACCAGCACCAAGAAGAUCAGCACCUGUGGUGCAUCAUCAUCGACCACCUAGGCCACCUAGACCACCAAGACCACCACCCAGCGACGAGUCACCAUCCAGCGAGGAAUACGGAGCCGUUUGACGGAGGAUUCUUCGUAAAAGAACGAAAAGAUCUCCGGUGUGUUCCACUAACUCUAUAGAGUUCCUGUAAAAGAGAAAAUCUGCACGAAAAGAAAGAAAGAAAAGAAGGGAGAAAGACGUUGAAAAUCCUUUUUCGAAACUCUCUUUUUGUCUCUUUCUCUUUGUCGUUGAAAAAGAGUCUUGAUGAUAAAAGAAAAAGGGAUCUUAGUUGAAAUUCAAUUAAAGAUAAGCUAUUAUCGCCUCGAUCAAAGAGUCUAUAUCGCUUGUGAUAGAGAUUAUUAAUA
Messenger RNA from Polistes canadensis, 3046 nucleotides. RefSeq names its product hybrid signal transduction protein dokA. The record is from RefSeq and is a predicted model, not a curated record. The transcript has 4 exons. Bases 892 to 2763 code for a protein of 623 amino acids. Lineage: Eukaryota; Metazoa; Arthropoda; Insecta; Hymenoptera; Vespidae.